AUGGUCAACGGCCUGGCUGGACAAUGCAACGAAGGUUUACGAUUCCUGCCACUCAUCGACAGCAGGAUGCGGGAUGCGAACGCAUCAUUUGCGAUUGCCUUUGCACUUCAGUCUUAUUCUGUUCUCCAAACAGCACAGUGCUUUUAUUUAGUCGCUCCUCUCCCCCCGGAACGAAGUAUCAUCCUUAAUAAACUAGUGAACUUUAGGCAUACGAGUCGCGACAAGGAAUUGAUCUGCAAAAAGGUUCAUAAUUGUCAUUGUAUUCACAGUGCUCAUCAUUCAUGUGCUUCUCUGCCCACUCCUUCACCAAAAGCAAUGUGCUUGAAUGCACAAAUGGCACGGAUAUUGGACGUUGAUCUGCUGGAUCCACAUUGAUGUUCUGCUCCAUGUACUUCUUGAGUUGCUUUGAGCAUUUGGCAAUUGGCUCAUCCAUCACGAUUUCUUCAAAGUCUUCCGAUACUAAAAAGACUUUCUGCAUUUUUAUGCUUUAAUUCUUUUUCGGUUUUUCUUUUUUUUUUUGAAAAAAAAUUUGAUGUUCUCCGUUUGAAACACAAAAAUUUGCUGUAUUAGUCUUAAAAUGUACCGUAUUGAUAUAUUGUAACAUACUGAAAUAUCGGAAUAUACAAAAUAUACCAGAUUAGUGGAC
Molecule: messenger RNA, 646 nt
Organism: Drosophila albomicans
Lineage: Eukaryota; Metazoa; Arthropoda; Insecta; Diptera; Drosophilidae
Exons: 4
Coding region: 1-375 (124 amino acids)
Source: RefSeq, a predicted model, not a curated record